AUGAUCUUACACACACCUUCAGUAUUCGUUUGUUCUACUGUUCGUUCCUCCUCUCUUCGUUUCUUCGUUCUUUCUCUUCUUUUCUCCUCUCUUAUUUACUCUUUCCUUCUUUCUCCUCUCUUCAUUCCUCCUCUCUUCGUUUCUUCGUUCUUCCUCUUCUUUUCUCCUCUCUUAUUUACUCUUUCCUUCUUUCUCCUCUCUUCAUUCCUCCUCUCUUCGUUUCUUCGUUCUUCCUCUUCUUUUUCUCCUCUCUUAUUUAAAUUUUUCUUUCUUUCUCCUCUCUUCGUUCCUCCUCUCUUCGUUUCUUCGUUCUUUCUCUUCUUUUCUCCUCUCUUAUUUAAAAUUUCCUUCUUUUCUCCUCUCUUCAUUCCUCCUCUCUAUUCGUUUCUUCGUUCUUCCUCUUCUUUUCUCCUCUCUUAUUUACUCUUUCCUUCUUUCUCCUCUCUUCAUUCCUCCUCUCUUCGUUUCUUCGUUCUUCCUCUUCUUUUCUCCUCUCUUAUUUACUCUUUUUCUUCUCCUCUCUUCAUUCCUCCUCUCUUCGUUUCUUCGUUCUUCCUCUUCUUUUCUCCUCUCUUAUUUACUCUUUCCUUCUUUCUCCUCUCUUCAUUCCUCCUCUCUUCGUUCUUACUCUCUUCGCCCCCCUCUCUUUGUAAAUAUUUCGUUCGGUCUCCUUUGAUUCUUUCUUUCUUUGUUUCUUUCUUUUCUCCUGUCUUCGCUCGUUCUCUCUUUCCUCCUCUCUUCGUCCUCUUGUCCUCUUUCCUUCUCCUCUUUGUUCCUCCUCUCUUCGUCUUCUCUUCGUUCGUCCUCUCUUCGUACUUCUCUUUUCUUUCCUCCUCUCUUCAUUCCUUUGUUCAUUCACUCUUUUUUCUUCCUUUCGUUGUUCUUACUUUAUUCGUUCUUCCUCUAUUCGUACCUCUUCGUUCCUCUUCCCUUCUUUCCUCCUCACUUCUUUCCUCCUCUCUUCGUUCUUUCUCUUCUUUCAUCCUCUCUUCUUUACUCCUCCCUUCAUUCCUCCACUCUUUGUACCUCUACUCUUCGUUCCUCUUCUUUUCUUUUCCUCUUCUUUUCUUUUCUCCCCUCUUCUUUACUCCUACCUUCAUUCCUCCUCCCUUCAUUCCUCCUCUUUUUUUUACUCCUCCCUUCAUUCAUCCUCUCUUUGUUCCUCUUCUCUUUGUUCCUCCACUCUUCUUUCCUCCUCUCUUCUUUAUUCCUACCUUCGUUCCUCCUCUCUUCUUUCCUCCUUUCCUCCUCUCUUCGUUCUUUCUCUUCUUUCAUCCUCUCUUCUUUACUCCUCCCUUCAUUCCUCCACUCUUUGUUCCUCCUCUCUUUGUACCUCUACUCUUCGUUCCUCUUCUUUUCUUUUCCUCUUCUUUUCUUUUCUCCUCUCUUCUUUCCUCCUCCCUUCAUUCAUCCUCUCUUUGUUCCUCCACUCUUCUUUCCUCCUCUCUUCUUUAUUCCUCCCUUCGUUCCUCCUCUCUUCGUUCCUUCUCUUUUCGUUCAACAGUUUUCUCUCUUCGAUUUUACUCUCUCUCUUCCUCCUCUCUUAGUCCAUCUUUCGUUCGUCUUUCCUUUAUCUUUUCGUUCCUCUUCUUUUCUCCUCUCUUCUCUCGUUCUAACUUCUUUUUUUCUCUUCGUUCCUCCUCUCUUCGUUCCUCUUCUCGUCAUUCCUCCUCUCUUCGUUUGUCCUCUUUUCUUUCUUCCUCUCCUCAUUCCUUCGUUCCCCCUCUCUUCGUUCCUCUUCUCUUUAUUCCUCCUCUCUUCCUUUGUCCUCUUUUCUUUCUUCCUCUCCUCAUUCCUUCGUUCCCCCUCUCUUCCUUCCUCUUCUCGUCGUUCCUCCUCUCUUCUGAAUCUGAAAAUUUUCUUUUCAAUUUCUCGUUUUCUUUUCUUGCUUUUUCAUGUCUUCUUUUACUUUCUAUGAAAUCUAUACAUUCAUACUUACAUUCUUUUUUUUUAUAUCCAUUCACCACUUUUUCUUUCUUUCUUUCUUUCUUUCUUUUUUUUUUUCUUUCUUUCUUUCUUUCUUCGUUUCAUUUUAUUUCCAACCUCUAUUUCUUUCUUUCUUUCUUUUUAUUUACCACCACUCAUUAUUUAUUUUUUUCUUUAUUUCUAUUUACUCACCAUCUUUCUUUCUUUCUUUCUUUCUUUCUUUCUUUCUUUCUUUCUUUCUUUAACCCUCUCUCUCCUUUUUUAUUUCCUUCUUUGUCUUGGUCUUCUUUCUAUCUUUCUUCUUUUAUCCACCCUCCCUUCCCGCCUUUGUUUCCUUCUUUCUUUCUUUUGUUUGGUCCCUCUCCUUCCUUCCUUCCUUUUUGCCUUUUCUUUCUUUCUUUCUUUCUUUCUUUCUUUCUUUCUUUCUUUCUUUCAAUACUUUGUUCACCUUCUCAAACUUUUUUUGUAUUUUUCUUUCUAUCUUUCUUACUUUCUUUCUUUCUUUUUUCUUCCUUCCUUUCUUUCUUUCUUUUUCUUUCUUCCUUCCUUUCCUUCUUUCUUUAUUUCUUUCUUUUUUUUGUUUAUCUUUUUUCUUUUCUUGUUUAUGUUUUUCUCUAA
This is a messenger RNA of Acanthosepion pharaonis, 2544 nucleotides long. NCBI's taxonomy places the organism in Eukaryota, Metazoa, Mollusca, Cephalopoda, Sepiida, Sepiidae. The record is from the annotation of a GenBank genome assembly.